Molecule: messenger RNA, 393 nt
Organism: Chenopodium quinoa (quinoa)
Lineage: Eukaryota; Viridiplantae; Streptophyta; Magnoliopsida; Caryophyllales; Amaranthaceae
Exons: 1
Coding region: 1-393 (130 amino acids)
Source: RefSeq, a predicted model, not a curated record
AUGAAGAUAAAUUUUGACAUAGCUUGUGCGGGGGAGAAGUGGUGGUUGGAUCUUCAUGAGCUAGAGGAACUUCGACUUAAUGCUUACGAUUGUGCUAGCACCUACAAAGCUCGCUCCAAGGAGGUUCAUGACAAGUUGAUUGAGAAAAAGGAGUUUUGUGUAGGUGACAAAGUCCUCCUCUACAAUUCAAGGAUGAAGUUGUUCCCUGGAAAGCUCAUGUCACGAUGGAGUGGACCAUUCUUGGUGAAAGAUGUUUAUGAUAAUGGUGCCGUGGAGAUUUCUCCUUUGAACUCCUCAUCUUCAUUUAAGGUUAAUGGUCAUCGGCUCAAGAAGUACUAUGAUGGAGUUUUUGUUGGACUUGUUCACAAAAUGAUUCGUUUUAAGCCACCUUGA